GUUACGUAAUAUUUGGUCUGGUUGAAACUUACGUCGUUGCUGAACCCAUUGCUCCAUCCACACAAUCCGGAUUAGAUUUUAUGCCUUACAUUCUUGGUGUAGUAAUUUUCUCAAUUAAAGCAG
Messenger RNA from Racocetra persica, 123 nucleotides. The record is from the annotation of a GenBank genome assembly. NCBI's taxonomy places the organism in Eukaryota, Fungi, Glomeromycota, Glomeromycetes, Diversisporales, Gigasporaceae.